GCUCCCCGUACGAGGAGUACAUGGCGCUCAGGCAAAAGAAGGACUCCGGAAAGACCGUAACGCCCGAAGCCGACCAACAGAUUUCACUUUUCGACUCCUACAUGUCGUCGAGGGAGAAGACGGCCGCGCUGCCCCCGGCGGAGAAGGAGAAGUCGCUGUUCGAAGAGUACUCCUCGACGAGGGCGAAGGUCACGGAUCCUGGUGUAGGCCGACCUGCCGCCCCUCCGGUGCCUUCUGCUGCCGCUCCCGCUGCUCCUGCCGCGGCACCGGCAAAGGAGCUCUCCCCUUACGAGGAAUACAUGCAAUCGAAGAACAAGGUGAAAGCUGUCGAGGCCGCAACGACGUUUGAGGAGAAGGCCAAGUCUUCGGUUUACGCGGACUAUAUGGCAUCGAGGACCGACACGACCGGUGCUGCGCCCAUAGACUGCGUGGAGGAGGAGUGCGAUGCGGAUGAGCUGCAGGAACAGGGAGGAUUGUUCGCAAGCUACAUGGCGUCGAGAGGCAUGCAGGUGGAGGCUAUCGACUCUGUCGUCCCCGAGAUCGAGUGCGAGGAUGAAGAGGAGUGCACGGCUGAAGAGGAACUUUCGUUCUACGAAAGCUACAUGAGGUCGAGAAACAAGGUGACCGAAGCUGCUGCGACGGUUACCCCGGCGGAGGUGGAGACGGUCUCUCAGUUCGACUCAUACACCGCGGAGAGGAUCAAGAAGGAUGAGGCCCAGGCGGCAAUGCCCCCGGCGCAAAAGCAGGCCAGCAUGUUCGACGACUACAUGUCGGCGCAGUCGAGCGGUUCUUCAUCGAAGACUGCCCCCGGACACAAGGGCACCGGCGGCAUGGCAGACACCCGCGACCCCGCACCUGUCAACCACGCCGACCCCCGCAAGUCCAUCUCCGCCGCACCCUCGUUUGCGGAGUACCUCAAGUCCAAGAAGAACUAAAUGGGAGGCUGUUCCCAUCUGCCAAGAACGGUAGAGUCGCUGGGCACCCUGAAAGAGGCCGGCUCCCGCUACCGUGUGUUUUUUUUGCAGUAUAGUGCGAUAGGUUAUUAGGCGGCGGGUCUUGGGCCAAAGCCCGCGGAUGAUUUGUGUGUUUGUCGUAGGUCGGCGUUUGCCCUGCCCAUCCCGUGAAUGGAGGUCGUUUUCGUCUUGUCCAUCUGCAAGAAGCGAAAUAGCCGUUCGGUCGAUCCGCCCCUUGGCUUACUUGUCCGUUGCCAGGCAGCGAGCUCCCCAUGACGUCGUGGUACAUUUCAUUUCUCUGUCUUCGCCGCUGUUGUUCUUCAAGCUUCAUGAAAGGGAACGGCAAUAAAACGAGUGAGGGUGUUCCCGUGUUUUUUCUUUGUCCUCUUUUGAAGUCCCACGCAACGUUGCAUUCGAACCAAGUCGGGAAAACCGGCUCUUAUCUAAGAAAUGGAACUGCUAGGGGACUUUUCGAGAUGGAAGGGAAUCCAGCAGCGGUUCUUGAGAGAUGGGGCUGGUAGGAAGGGGUAUUCUUCGGCACCUCCGUUGGUGUGAUCGAUCAUACACGCACGGAAAGCGAAGAGUCAGCGGGGUUUCGGGCUGCUAUUUCAAAGAAGAGAAGACGGCAUGUCAUACAAUUUUUGUAGGAUGUACCACGGCGGUGUGCGGGUGGGUGUAGAACUCUUGGUUGUUUGCUAAUUCAUGUUCCUCGAAUAUGGUCAGACUUCGAAUUGUUCUCGAGAUAGAAACGUUUGUCAACACGGGUCCCUGCGACUGGGACUCGUCAUGAUGUAGAGGGAGUUGGCGCGGGGUUGGGGUCUGGGAAGUCUUGCCGCGAAAUUCAGGGCGAACAUUUGUGAUUUUGGUGGAUAUAAUCUGGCGUCUUGGAAAGGCAUGCUCCCUCGGGUGUUGAGACUCUGUUUCCAAAGCUGGCGUCGGCUCCACUUGUUGCGGGAAAACGCCUCGAAUGUUAAAACGAAAGACGGGGAAAUAUCGAACUGGUUAGAAGGACAUUGUGCGAGUUGUGAAACCCGGCCCCUACAACUUCGUUUGGUAGUCCGCUCGACUUGUGGGGCUCCCCACUGCCCCGAACAUGGGGCGAGUACUCGACCGGGGACAAUGGUGCCGAAGGAGCAGGCCCAACUACCCAAAAGUCAGGAAUAAUCUGUCUCUACAGUGCAAACAGAUUUUUUGGGUGUGUGACUGGAAUGGCAACAGGGGUACACGCCAGGACUGCUUGGAGGGCAAGGAUGGGGAUGCCACAAGGCAAUCACCCAAUCCUAUCGCAGAGAAAGAAAUUUCCUGGUCAUUUUCCCCACAUAAUCACACUGCCCCGAAAAUAGUCAGCUCGUUCAGAGAACUACCGAAGCAGACUGAGGCACUUGUUUGCACUUAGAAAUGCCCAUUUUCUGGUAGGAUGGGUGCGUCGUAACUCGCAAUCUCGUUUUCAUCUGAUUAUGGUGCUUCGUGCCCAGUGCAGGCUCGCGCGCUAAUCGCCUGGUGCCCGUGUAGGCGAAGACGCAUUGUGUUUUUCCCGACUCUUGCCUUGCUGCAUUUCGUGUGUAGAGCCCGGACGGCGACUUCACAAAGCCGACAAUAAUCCCCGUAGCUUCUUCAGACUUACAGUCCUUUGAAUAGUUAUAUUGUAUCUCAGCUUCCACGUGACUGAGUGGGGUAAGCGAAUCUGCUUCAUUUUUGGGUUUCUUUGCCCUGCGCUGCUUUCAUUAUAUUCCUGUUCGCUGUAAAGUUCACUGUAGUUUAAAAGAGUGUGGGACUUGCUCAUGUUUACCGCUGACGCGGCGGUUGAACCAGCAAACGUGCUAGAACAUGCUGAGAUAGGAAUCGGUUGUGGUUUCGUGUUUUAAGACAACGAUAGUCUUGAAACCUCACGGUUUUCUGCGCGGCAG
Ectocarpus sp. CCAP 1310/34 is the source of this 2860-nucleotide messenger RNA. NCBI's taxonomy places the organism in Eukaryota, Phaeophyceae, Ectocarpales, Ectocarpaceae. The record is from the annotation of a GenBank genome assembly.